This is a messenger RNA of Darwinula stevensoni, 958 nucleotides long. NCBI's taxonomy places the organism in Eukaryota, Metazoa, Arthropoda, Ostracoda, Podocopida, Darwinulidae. The record is from the annotation of a GenBank genome assembly.
GCGAUUCGCUGGACCGGGGCAUACCGGUUCUCCUCGGGCGGAUGGAGAUUCGAAGGUCGUCGCGUGAUGGGCGUGCAGUCGUUAUCUGUGGAGCGUGCGAGUGCGUGAGCGGUGCCGUCUGUGUCCGACUUUCCGUGUCUCUUCGGGUCGGAUGCUGCGAAUGAGCUCGUCUGCUCCGUCAUGAUCGUGGAAUAAAAGAAGAAUUUCCGGCGGAGGAAGAAUGAGGAUUCCGAUCGCGAGGGGAUGCUGCUGCCGGUGCCUCAGCAACAGGGAGGGCAGCAUCGUCAUCGCCGUCUUGGGACUGGUCGAAGCCGUCGGCUCCAUCCUGUCGAUCUUCCCGCAUUUCGUCGACCUGUCGGUCGUCGACAUUAAGUUCCCCAUGAGCGGAAACAUUUACGUGAAGAUUACCAUCACCGUAGUCUCCGCCAUAUUCGUCAUGAUGAAUUCCCUUCUCAUCCACGGAAUCCGCAAGUCGAACCGGAAGCUGAUGAUCCCCUGGCUCUGCGCGGCGUUCCUGUUCCUCGUCCUCAUGGUCCUGGCCGCCGUCGCGCUGGCCAUCCUCACCGUCGUCGUCGGCACGCGCGACCCCAGCUGGACCGCCCACCUCGCCGUCGCGACCGUCGCCCUCGUCGUCCUCUGCCCCGUCGGGGCCCACUUCUUCCUCGUCGUCUACACGCAUUUCAAGGAACUCGAGAACUCGGAGAGAGACGGAGAGGGCCACGAAAGGAUUCGUUUCAAAGAGGCCAUCCACAGCAACCCGUGAAGCGAGAAGUGGAUGCCAUCGUCCACCAUAGUUUUUCCCCUCCCUGCGCUGCCGCGUAUUCCGGGAGAUGCCGAGCGUCCCUCCUCGAUCCUUCUGCUUCGCGGGUUUCUUUUUCACUCGACUCGGCUUCGUGUGCGUGUUUCUGACUCUUUCUUGAGAUUUAUUUGAGAUGGAAUAAAUGCGAGAUUGAAUUUC